Linnemannia hyalina is the source of this 696-nucleotide messenger RNA. The record is from the annotation of a GenBank genome assembly. NCBI's taxonomy places the organism in Eukaryota, Fungi, Mortierellomycota, Mortierellomycetes, Mortierellales, Mortierellaceae.
AUGUCGGCAACACACACACCACACCCCUACUACCCCCUGGACUUGAUCCUCGACCACUACGUCCCCAACACCUACACCAUGAGAGACACCCUCAUCGUCCUCUUCUCCACCUUUGGCGCAAUUACCGUCGGUUCCAUCGCUCUCUCCUACCAAAAGCGAACCACCACCAUCCGUGGUCUCGGAAACCAGUUGACUUUCGUCUGGUUCGUCAUGAGUGGAUUCAUUCAUCUCUUCCUCGAGGGCUACUUUGGGGUGUACCAUCGCACCUUGGCGGGCGAUCAGUCUCCUUUGGCCCAGGUCUGGAAGGAGUAUGCGCUUUCGGAUUCCAGAUACUUGUCGAGUGAUUCUUUUGUUCUUAUCAUGGAGCGCAUCACCGCCUUCGCGUGGGGCCCAUUGGCGUUCUUCACAGCAUACGCAAUGUACCACAACAGACCUUCUCGCCACAUCGCCCAGCUCGUCGUCUCUCUCGGCCAGCUCUACGGUUGCGUCCUCUACUACGCCACAACCUUGGUCGAGGGCUCUCCCCAUUGCGACCCCCGCCCUUACUACUACUACUUCUACUUUGUUUUCUUCAACAUCUUUUGGAUCGUUAUUCCUAUAAUCUUGAUGCACAACUCGGUCAAGAACUUGUACCGUGCUAUGAAGGUUUCGGUCGAGGCUGAGAACCAGUCGAAGAAGGUCAAGAAGUCCAAGUAA